UUUGUGUGUGUGUGUGUGUGUGUGUGUGUGUGUGUGUGUUUGCACAUUUGUGCAUUCACAGUUCUUGGGGCAGCAUGCAUGUGUGUGCAGCUGUGAUUAGUGAAUGUCAGCGGCACUAUGAGUAUUGUAAUGGAUGAGGCAGGCAUGAGGUCCCCAGUGAGAGUCUCAUGGUGUAUAAAACCAGCUCGUUCCUGGACACAAACAGACACUCCUAACACUUGGAUGUGCAUCUACCACAGCACCUAGCACUGGACAGGGACAGUUCUAUGUUGUGUAGCAAAGCUGUGGGUUUGGCUCUUUACCGGUCUCAACGUAAGGACAGGAGUUGCUGGUAGUGAUCAGAAGUGGAAGAGCGGACUUUGAUGAACAGAAAUAUCAGAGGAAUUCAUUCAUAUUAUUCAUCUUGAGGAUUUUGCUCAAAAUAUGGAGGGUCCUCAUCUGACCCGGAGCUGUGAACUAUCUCUGCCCUGCUGUGCAGAUGGGGGGUCACUGUCGAGCGCCAAGGCCCCCCAGGUCAGUGGGGUAAGAGUUCAGCUGGAGAUGCAUGCACUUUGGCAGCAGUUUGACCAGCUGGGCACAGAGAUGAUUGUUACCAAAGCUGGAAGGAGGAUGUUUCCAACGUUCCAGGUGCAAAUCUCCGGGAUGGAUCCUGCUGCUGAAUACGUCCUGCUCAUGGACUUUAUUCCUGUUGACGAUAAAAGAUACAGCAGAUAUGCUUUCCACAGCUCAUCCUGGUUGGUGGCGGGGCGAGCAGAUGUUGUAGCCCCUAGCAGGAUGCAUUUCCACCCAGACUCGCCUGCCUGUGGAGCUCAGUGGAUGAAGCAGACCGUAUCUUUCGACACUCUCAAGCUCACCAACAACCUGCUGGAUGACAAUGGACAUAUGAUACUGAACUCCAUGCAUCGCUACCAGCCACGCUUCCAUGUGGUGUAUGUGGAUCCAGCUCCCAACAGUCACUUAAAUGCAUACAGGAACUUCUGCUCUUUUUCCUUCCCCGAGACACGCUUCAUGGCCGUCACUGCCUAUCAGAACCACCGGAUCACCCAACUAAAAAUUGCUAGCAAUCCAUUCGCUAAAGGCUUCAGGACGACAGACCCCCAGGACCGGGUGGGUUAUUCUGGACCCCUGACGGUGUGGUGUCCACCAGAGGGCAGAGCUGAGCCUCUCACCACCAAACCUGGAGAGCAGAGAUGCUGGGCCUCAAAGACCUUGACAAGACAGGACGACCCAGCCUCGUUGUUGGUGGAGCAGCAGUGUGGACUGUUCCACCACUGUAAAGACUCUGAGGGACUCACCACGGAGAAGAAAGAUGGCGACAGCAUGUUAGCACCUGCUUCCUUCCUCCCUAUUCCUUCCUACUGGGACUGUCCAGGAUCAUCUCAAGAGAGAAGCAGCCUGACAUAAGGAAAGAGAAGCAAACCGAAGGAGCUUUGAAUUGAAUUUUUUUGACUGACUGCUUGCUUCCUCGUUUGAUGUCAUACAAGUUUGAUUUAUGUUUUAUUUAUUAAUGAUAAAUGCAUAUAGCUUGUGGUCACCCUCACAGAAUUUAAUUUAUUGGGACACUAUCCAUCAAAACCAUAAUAUUCAUGGCAAUAUGAUGGAUGCACUAUAAUGACGCUAUAUGCUAGAUAAUACAACAGCAUACAGGAAAAUACAAUGUAGUACUUUGGGCUGUGAUGACCCUACAAACUCACAGCUGAGAACACAAAACCUUUUAAGUCUCACAUGGCAAUUUCUCAUCUUAACAUUUGUGCAACUACACCUGUCUGUUGCCUAAAAUAAUAAAGUGACACUUUGAAAUCUUUGUCUCUGUUUUUUCCCCCCUAAAUGUAGACUAUAAUAAUGAAUCAGAUGCAAACAAUAUGGCCUUUGUUGUAGCUGUUCUGGGUGAGAGCAGGUAACAAUGCCUAAAAUGCAUACCGUCUCUCUAAUGGGAACAGAAACGGCUGUGAUCCGUGAAAACUUCAUUACCCAGAAUACCGAGUGCCACAAUGUUAUUUCCGGAAGAAGCGGCGAGAGCCAUGACGUGAGAGUGACUCUGCCUUCAAAUUAAAGUAGGCUACAUUUAAAAAAAAAUGUAACAAUAUAUAAUGUAUGGUGUGUA
Epinephelus moara (kelp grouper) is the source of this 2104-nucleotide messenger RNA. RefSeq names its product T-box transcription factor TBX1-A. The record is from RefSeq and is a predicted model, not a curated record. The coding region runs from base 424 to 1404 and encodes 326 amino acids. The transcript has 8 exons. Gene Ontology annotation, cellular component: nucleus. Gene Ontology annotation, biological process: cell fate specification; regulation of transcription by RNA polymerase II; positive regulation of DNA-templated transcription. NCBI's taxonomy places the organism in Eukaryota, Metazoa, Chordata, Actinopteri, Perciformes, Serranidae. Gene Ontology annotation, molecular function: DNA-binding transcription factor activity, RNA polymerase II-specific; RNA polymerase II cis-regulatory region sequence-specific DNA binding.